CUCCCCAGGCGGAGCCUGUCCCUGCCUGACCGCGCUGCGGCUCGGCCCUGAGACUGAUUCAGAAAACAUGGCUACUGCAAUUAGGGAGGUGGGAAUUUGGAGACAGACCAGAACACUCCUACUGAAGAAUUACCUAAUCAAAUGCAGGACUAAAAAAAGUAGUGUUCAGGAAAUUCUUUUUCCAUUAUUUUUUUUAUUUUGGUUAAUAUUAAUUAGUAUGAUGCAUCCAAAUAAGAAAUACGAAGAAGUGCCUGACAUAGAACUUAACCCUAUGGACAAAUCUAUUCUGUCUAACCUAAUUCUGGGAUAUACUCCAGUGACUAAUAUUACAAGAAACAUCAUGCAAAAAGUUUCUACUGACCACCUUCCUGAGGUUAUAAUUACUGAGGAAUAUGCAACUGAAAGAGAAUUGUUAGUAUCCAGUCUUUCUAAACCCAACAACUUUGUGGGUGUGGUUUUCAAAGACUUCAUGUCCUAUGAACUUCGUUUUUUUCCUGAUAUGAUUCCAGUGUCUUCUGUUUAUAUGGAUUCAAGAGCUGGCUGUUCAACAUCGUGUGAGGCUGCUCAGUACUGGACCUCAGGGUUCACAGUUUUACAAGCAUCCAUAGAUGCAGCCAUUAUACAGCUGAAGACCAAUGUUUCCUUUUGGAAGGAACUGGAGUCAACUAGAGCUGUCAUUAUGGGAGAAACUUCUGUGGUUGAGAUAGAUACCUUUCCCCGAGGAGUUAUUUUAAUAUACCUAGUUAUAGCAUUUUCACCUUUUGGAUACUUUUUGGCAAUUCAUAUCGUAGCAGAAAAAGAGAAAAAGUUAAAGGAGUUUUUAAAGAUAAUGGGACUUCAUGACACUGCCUUUUGGCUUUCCUGGGUUCUUCUGUAUACAAGUUUGAUUUUUCUUAUGUCCCUUCUUAUGGCAGUCAUUGCAACAGCUUCUUCGUUAUUCCCUCAAAGUAGCUGUGUUGUGAUAUUUCUACUUUUUUUCCUGUAUGGGUUAUCGUCUAUAUUUUUUGCUUUAAUGCUGACACCUCUUUUUAAAAAAUCAAAACACGUGGGAAUAGUUGAAUUUUUAGUCACCGUGGCUUUCGGAUUUGUUGGCCUUUUGAUAGUCUUCAUGGAAAGUUUUCCCAAAUCAUUAGUGUGGCUUUUCAGUCCUUUCUGUCAGUGUACUUUUUUGAUUGGUAUUGCACAGGUCAUGCACUUAGAAGAUUUUAAUGAAGGUGCUUUAUUUUCUAAUUUGGCUGAAGGCCCAUAUCCUCUAAUUAUUACUAUUGUCAUUCUAGCACUUAAUAGUGUAUUCUAUGUCCUCUUGGCUAUCUAUCUUGAUCAAGUCAUUCCAGGGGAAUUUGGCUUACGGAGAUCAUCUUUUUAUUUUCUAAAGCCAUCAUAUUGGUCAAAAAGCAAAAGAAAUUAUAAGGAGUUAUCAGAAGGCAAUGUUAAUGGGAAUAUUAGUUUUAGUGAAAUUGUUGAGCCUGUUUCUUCAGAAUUUAUGGGAAAAGAAGCCAUAAGAAUCAGUGGUAUUCAGAAGACAUACAGAAAGAAAGGUGAAAAUGUGGAGGCUUUGAGAAAUUUGUCAUUUGACAUAUAUGAGGGUCAGAUUACUGCAUUACUUGGCCACAGUGGAACAGGAAAGAGUACAUUGAUGAAUAUUCUUUGUGGACUAUGCCCGCCUUCUGAUGGAUUUGCAUCUAUAUAUGGACACAGAGUCUCAGAAAUAGAUGAGAUGUUCGAAGCAAGAAAAAUGAUUGGCAUUUGUCCACAGUUAGAUAUACAUUUUGAUGUUUUGACAGUAGAAGAAAACUUAUCCAUUUUGGCUUCAAUCAAAGGAAUACCAGCCAAUAAUGUAAUACAAGAGGUGCAGAAGGUUUUACUGGAUUUAGACAUGCAGGCUAUCAAAGAUAAUCAAGCUAAAAAGUUAAGUGGUGGUCAAAAAAGAAAACUGUCUUUAGGAAUUGCUGUUCUUGGGAAUCCAAAGAUAUUAUUGCUGGAUGAACCAACAGCUGGAAUGGACCCCUGUUCUCGCCAUAUUGUUUGGAAUCUUCUGAAAUAUGGAAAAUCUAAUCGGGUAACAGUAUUUAGUACUCAUUUCAUGGAUGAAGCUGAUAUUCUUGCUGAUAGGAAAGCUGUCAUAUCACAAGGAAUGUUGAAAUGUGUUGGUUCUUCAAUUUUUCUCAAAAGUAAAUGGGGGAUUGGCUACCGCCUAAGCAUGUACAUAGACCGAUACUGUGCCACUGAAUCUCUUUCUUCCCUGGUUAAGCAACAUAUACCUGGAGCUACCUUAUUACAACAGAAUGACCAACAACUUGUAUAUAGUUUGCCUUUUAAGGACAUGGACAAAUUUGCAGGUUUAUUUUCUGCUCUAGACACUCAUUCAAAUUUGGGUGUAAUUUCUUACGGUGUUUCAAUGACGACUUUGGAAGAUGUGUUCUUAAAGCUGGAAGUUGAAGCAGAAAUUGACCAAGCAGAUUAUAGUAUAUUUACUCAGCAGCCACCAGAGGAAGAAAUGGAUUCAAAAUCUUUUGAUGAAAUGGAGCAGAGCUUACUUAUUCUUUCUGAAACCAAGGCUUCUCUUGUGAGCACCAUGAGCCUUUGGAAACAACAGGUGUAUACAAUAGCAAAGUUUCAUUUGCUUACCUUGAAAAGGGAAAGUAAAUCAGUAAGAUCAGUGUUGCUUCUGCUUUUAAUUUUUUUUGCAGUUCAGAUUUUUAUGUUUUUGGUGCACCGCUCUUUUAAAAAUGCUGUGGUUCCCAUCAAACUUGUUCCAGACUUAUAUUUCCUAAAAACUGGAGAUAAACCUCAUAAAUACAAAACAAGUCUGCUUCUUCAAAAUUCUACUGACUCUGAUAUCAGUGACCUUACGAGCUUUUUCACAAGCCAGAACAUAAUGGUGACAAUGUUUAAUGACAGUGACUAUGUGUCUGCUGCUCCCCAUAGUGCAGCUUUAAAUGUGAUGUAUUCUGAAAAGGACUAUGUUUUUACAGCUGUUUUCAACAGUACUAUGGUUUGUUCUUUACCUGUAUUGAUGAAUAUUAUCAGUAAUUAUUAUCUUUAUCAUUUAAAUGUGACUGAAAGCAUCCAGGUCUGGAAUACCCCAUUCUUUCAAGAAAUUACAGAUAUAGUUUUUAAAAUUGAGCUGUAUUUUCAAGCAGCUCUUCUGGGAAUCAUUGUUACUGCAAUGCCGCCUUACUUUGCCAUGGAAAAUGCAGAGAAUCAUAAGAUCAAAGCUUAUACCCAGCUUAAACUUUCAGGACUUUUGCCAUCUGCAUAUUGGAUUGGACAAGCUAUUGUUGAUAUCCCCUUAUUUUUUCUUGUUCUUAUUUUGAUGCUAGGAAGUUUAUUUGCGUUUCAUUAUGGAUUAUAUUUUUAUGCUAUAAAAUUCCUUUCUGUGGUUUUUUGCCUUAUUGGUUAUGUUCCAUCAGUCAUUCUGUUUACCUAUGUUAUCUCCUUCACUUUUAAAAAAAUUUUGAAUACCAAAGAGUUUUGGUCAUUUAUCUAUUCUGUGACAGCAUUGGCUUGCAUUGCAAUCACCGAAAUAACAUUCUUUAUGGGAUACACAGUUACGGCUGUUCUUCAUUAUACCUUUUCCAUAGUCAUUCCAAUCUAUCCACUUCUAGGUUGUCUGAUUUGUUUCAUAAAGAUUUCUUGGAAGAAUAUUCGAAAAAAUGAAGACACCUAUAAUCCAUGGGAUAGGCUUUUGGUGGCUGUUGUAUCGCCUUACCUGCAGUGCGUGCUCUGGGUUUUCCUCUUACAGUACUAUGAGAAAAAAUAUGGAGGCAGGUCAAUAAGAAAGGACCCUUUUUUCAGGACUCUUUCAACAAAGUCCAAAAAUAGGAAGUAUCCAGAACCACCAAGCAAUGAGGAUGAAGAUGAAGAUGUCAAAGCUGAAAGACUAAAGGUCAAAGAGCUAAUGAGUUGCCAGUGUUGUGAGGAGAAGCCAGCCAUUAUGGUCAGCAAUUUGCAUAAAGAAUAUGAUGACAAGAAAGAUUUUCUUCUUACAAGAAAAGUAAAGAAAGUGGCAACUAAAUAUGUCUCUUUUUGUGUGAAAAAAGGAGAGAUCUUGGGGCUCCUGGGUCCAAAUGGUGCAGGCAAAAGCACAAUUAUCAAUACUCUGGUUGGUGAUAUUGAGCCAACUUCAGGCCAGGUAUUUCUUGGAGAUUAUUCUUCAGAGCCAACUGAUGGUGAUGAUUCCGUUAAGUAUAUGGGAUACUGUCCUCAGAUAAACCCACUGUGGCCGGAUAUUACAUUGCAGGAACAUUUUGAAAUUUAUGGAGCUGUGAAAGGAAUGAGCUCAAGUGACAUGAAAGAAGUCAUAACUCGGAUAACAAAUGCACUUGAUUUAAAAGAACACCUUCAGAAAACUAUAAAGAAACUACCUACAGGAAUCAAGCGAAAGUUGUGUUUUGCCCUGAGUAUGCUGGGGAAUCCUCACAUUACCCUGUUAGAUGAACCAUCUACUGGUAUGGAUCCUAAAGCGAAACAGCACAUGUGGCGAGCAAUUCGAACUGCAUUUAAAAAUAAAAAACGGGCUGCUAUUCUGACCACUCAUUACAUGGAGGAAGCAGAGGCUGUCUGUGACCGGGUGGCCAUCAUGGUAUCUGGGCAGUUAAGAUGUAUUGGGACUGUCCAGCAUCUGAAGAGUAAAUUUGGAAAAGGCUACUUUUUGGAAAUAAAGUUAAAGGACUGGAUAGAAAACCUAGAAGUAGACCGCCUUCAAAGAGAAAUACAGUAUAUUUUCCCAAAUGCAAGCCGUCAAGAGAGUUUUUCUUCUAUUUUGGCUUAUAAGAUUCCUAAGGAAGAUGUUCCAUCCCUUUCACAAUCUUUUUCUAAGCUGGAAGAAGCUAAACAUACUUUUGCCUUUGAAGAAUACAGCUUUUCUCAAGCAACAUUGGAACAGGUUUUUGUAGAACUCACUAAAGAACAAGAGGAAGAAGAUAACAGUUGUGGAACCUUAAACAGCACGCUUUGGUGGGAAAGAACGCAGGAAGACAGAGUAGUGUUCUGAAGCAGUUCAGUCUGCUUACUGAAUUUAUUUUAACUCUGGUUUAAAAGGUGUAUUAUUUGGAUGGUGACUGAAGAACCAUGAAAGCACUUGGGAUUUUCCUAAUUUCCUUGACUGAAAUGCUGUGGUUUUGUGUUUUGCUUUUCUUUAAAUAAAACUUGUGUAUAAAUAAUUGAAACUGCAUGUUUGUACAUGAAAUAUAUUGAACUUCAGUCUGUAUGUGAGGUCUAAUACUUACUUUUUUACUUCUCAGAAACAGUGCUUUUAAAUUUAUGAUUUAAAGAAAUAGUGAUAGAAUAAUUUUAUCUUUAAUGGUUAUCUUUAUUUUUAAAUUUAUACUAUCUUAACGUAAGUAUGUGAUAUCCCAGUCUAAAUAAAAAGAACUAAAACAUAAAUAAUAUAUAGAAAAGAAAUAUAAAGCAAAACUUCCUUGCUUCUCCUUUUUAAUUUCCAAAGAAACUGAGUGGAAGUUGGCAUCCCAGAAAGCAAUAAAGACCAGAUAAUCUCUAUGUAGGUAGAGAUUUCCAGGCAGCGACAUCCACGAGGCGGCACUUACUCAUCAUGAUAAAUGAAACGAGACCUUAUUCUAUCAGGUGAUGUUAGACAUAGAUGAUUUAGGUCUUUGAAAAAACAUUUCUUUUGCUUACACUAAAAUUCACAGGCUUUUAAAUUAUAAUACAAUUAAAGGAAGACUUUGUGUAGAGUCUUGUUAUGUAAUAGCCUGAUUGCCCUUAGAAUGACAUCAUCUACACAAUUGGAAGACUCGCCGUACCUUUUCCUGUACCCCUCAUGGAAUAUAUAAAUUUUUUUAUCAUCUUUCUCCCAAAGGCACAUUAUAUUUUGUUACAGAAUAAAAU
This is a messenger RNA of Enhydra lutris kenyoni (northern sea otter), 5850 nucleotides long. RefSeq names its product ATP binding cassette subfamily A member 5 (gene ABCA5). Gene Ontology annotation, cellular component: intracellular membrane-bounded organelle; membrane. Gene Ontology annotation, molecular function: ABC-type transporter activity; ATP binding; ATP hydrolysis activity. Gene Ontology annotation, biological process: transmembrane transport; lipid transport. Lineage: Eukaryota; Metazoa; Chordata; Mammalia; Carnivora; Mustelidae. The record is from RefSeq and is a predicted model, not a curated record.